This is a messenger RNA of Triticum dicoccoides, 644 nucleotides long. Its product is annotated as RING-H2 finger protein ATL70-like. The record is from RefSeq and is a predicted model, not a curated record. The transcript has a single exon. Gene Ontology annotation, molecular function: ubiquitin protein ligase activity. Bases 26 to 493 code for a protein of 155 amino acids. Gene Ontology annotation, biological process: protein ubiquitination. NCBI's taxonomy places the organism in Eukaryota, Viridiplantae, Streptophyta, Magnoliopsida, Poales, Poaceae.
CCCAACGAUCCAUAUCAGCUGAUCAAUGGGGUUCCCGGCCGCGGUGCACGCGGAGGUGCCCAGGCUGCUUCUCAACCUCCUCUUCCUGCUCGACCACCUCCGAAACCUCUCCUCCUGGCUGCUCCGCCUUGUCAGCGUCGGCAUACACGACGACCUGGGCCUCACCUUCGUCUACCCCACCCCCUCCGACUUUGCCGACCACCACCAACACCACCAUGGCCUUGAGUUGGAGCUGGAGAAGCAUUCCCCGGCCGUGCGCUUCGACGCGCUCUCCGGCGCCGGACACAAAGCUCAGCUGCUGCCGGAGGGGUGCGCGGUGUGCCUCAGCGACUUCCACGGCUCCGCGUGUGUGCGGCGGCCGCGGGGGUGCCGCCACGUCUUCCAUCGCGCCUGCCUUGACCGCUGGGCCGCGCACGGCCACAGCACCUGCCCGCUCUGCCGGGCGCCGCUCCUCCCGCCCUUCCUCCUGCCGCUCCCGCUCGUGGCGUCGUGAUUCCCGCCGGGUGUUGUUUGCACAAUCCGGCAAGCGAAUCCUGAUUUCGCAAAAAAAAAAGCAAGCAAAUCCUGAGGAGGGUGUUCUGAAUUUGUCGCUUUCGUUUUGGUUUUUAUGGAAACAAACCCAACCACAGCACGGGCCAAGGAGG